AUGGACGAAGAAAUAGAUAUAAAGGUUUUAUAUAAACAACAGAUUUUUUUCAUAAAAAUGUUCUCAUUUGAGUUAAUUCUUCGUGGCCUUGAAUUAUCCCUCAAGGAUUUCAUUAAAAACCAUCUUCCUAUUACUUCCAAUUAUAAAAAUGUCAAAACAUUUGAUGAAUUUUUAGAUUCCUCAAACGAUCGAAUAAUCAAUGAGAGAAAAGGCGAAAUAUUAGAUUAUUUCAUUCACCAAUUCCUUCUCAAGAAUGGAAUCAUUUCAUGCAUCAACAAAACUCUUGUAUAUAUUAACCCGCAUAACAUGCCAAGAAUCUCUGACGGGAACGUUGACCUCCAUGGUCAAUACAAGAUUCUGAUAUUCUUAAUCCAGAUUACGCUGCAAGGAAUGAGCUAUGAGGCUGGCGGUGUUCUAGGCACUGAGGGGAGUCCCCAGGUUGAUGAUAUAAUUUCCGUCAGUGUUAACUUGUUAAAUCCGGGAGCAAAAAUUAUGGUUAGAGAUAUUCGAGAAUUUCUUAAUACUGUUCGAAACAAACCUGAAUCAAAUAUCGGAUUCUUCGUCUCAAAUGUUGAAUUAAGCGAAUAUGCUUAUGGAGAAUUACAAGAUUCAGAAAUUAAGGAUCGAAUUUGUUCUGAAAUUAAAAAGAUUAAGGAAGAUAAACAUGAAAAGUACGAAGAAUCUAUUGAGAAACUCCAUAAAAAGAUUGAAAAGCUUGAAAAUCAAAAUUUUGAUCUUGAAAAAAAGAUCGAAAAUCAGGAUCGAAAACUCGAUUUGAUCUUAAGCAAAUUAAAAUAA
Messenger RNA from Dentiscutata heterogama, 798 nucleotides. NCBI's taxonomy places the organism in Eukaryota, Fungi, Glomeromycota, Glomeromycetes, Diversisporales, Gigasporaceae. The record is from the annotation of a GenBank genome assembly.